CAUGCUAUAGGCUAGGUUGGAAUAGUCUGUACAAUGCCAAGGCUACGCAGUCACUGCAGGUAGAUGGGCAGGGGCAGAAAGACUGCAGUCACACAGAGAGAGAGUGAGCUCCCAUAUCACUGCUGAACGGCAGAGCAAAAGCGACUCUUCAUUGCCAGCUCCCGCCUGCGUGCAGUCGACGUAACUUUUCCAAAAAAAAGCAACUCCCCUUCGGAUGUGUAGGUUGUGUCCUUUGUCCACAGUUCGGGCUCGUCGCUGGGUGUAUUUUACGCCUGCUACGUUAGUAGCUGGGACAACCAAACGAGAUGGGGGCGAAAUAGGUGGCUCGCCAGAUAAGAGUGAAGGUUGGACUGUCUGUACUGCAGUGACGGUGGGAAGCCUUGGUUGUGGUAUGCGGACUAAGUAGCUAGGAAGCAAGGAUACGAGUGAAGAAGGAAAACGCUGAGUUAAGUGUAACGGCAUUCUCGCCUGCUGUGAAGUGAAUGUUUGAACUUGCAGUGUGUUUUAUACACGAAUGCUACCUGGUUGCUAGCUAGAAGCUACAUUGAACAGAGAGGGAGAGAGGGGGGAAGGAUAAACUUUCCAGCCUGACGCAGAACCGCAGACAUGCAGUUGACAGAGAUCCUUGGUUCAGGAACCUUCCUGAUCCUGCUCCUUGUCCCGUGGUCCGACAGCCUUUCCUUGUCCCCGGAAGAAGCUAACCAGUUCUUGAGGAGACACAGGAGAGCGAAUCACGUUUUCGAGGAGACGAAACAAGGGCACCUGGAGCGAGAGUGUGUGGAAGAGAAGUGUAGCAAAGAGGAGGCGAGAGAAGUAUUCGAGAACGACCCUGAAACAGACUACUUCUUUCCAAAGUACUUAGCGUGCAUGGAGAAGUUUGGGGACACGGACAAGAAGAAACAAGACCUGAUCACCUGUGUUCACAAUAUUCCAGACCAGUGCUCUCCGUCUCCCUGUAAUCCUCGAGGUACGGUGCGCUGUGAGGACCAAAAGGGUGGCUUCCUCUGCCACUGCUUCACUGGCUGGACAGGAGUCCGUUGUGAGAAAGGUACUGACCAGUGUGUCUCUGGGAAUGGAGGAUGUGACCACGAGUGUAACAACACUAUGGGUAGCUACCAUUGCUCCUGAGGGGCUGGUUACAUGCUGGUCGGACGCCAGAUGUGUGCAGACGUGAAUGAGUGCCAGGAUCCAGGUAUGUGUGGGACAGCGAGGUGUGUGAACCAGGAUGGAGCCUAUGACUGUCUGUGUGAGACGGGAUAUGUUUACGACAACAACACCAAGACCUGCCUAGAUGUGGACGAGUGUGAGCAGGGAGUGUGUGAGGAGUGUGUGAACACACCCGGUAGUUUCCGGUGUUUCUGUGACGGUCGGCAGGGCAAGAAGUUGAGCCACGACCUCAGGAGCUGUCAGGAGAUCACUACAUGCGUCUCUCUCACCAUGAAGAGGAACUCCCGUUCUCUCUACCUGGGCCGAAUGUUCAGCGGAGUCCCAGUGGUCAGGCUACGCUUCCGCAGGAGAGUCCAGACUGGCUUCUCAGCUGAGUUUGACCUCCGUACCUUUGACCCAGAGGGGGUCAUAUUCUUCGCUGGUGGUCACCUGAACAGUUCCUGGAUUGUUCUUGCAAUGCAUCAUGGGAAACUGGAGCUGCAGCUGAGGUACGGGGCGGUCAGCCGGGUCACCAGCAGCGGGCCUGCCGUCAACGAUGGACAGUGGAGAAAGAUCUCAGUGGAGGAGCAGGGGCGGAGUCUGGUGAUUAAGAUUGACAGGGAGGCAGUGAUGAAGAUAGCUGUGAAUGGAGAUCUGUUCACCCUGAAGAAAGGCAUGCAUGAACUCAACCUGACUGUAGGGGGCGUCCCUUUCAAAGAGGACAGUCUCAUCAACCAGGUGAACCCGAGGUUUGAUGGCUGUAUGCGUGAGUGGCGCUGGUUAACCGGAGAGGAUACGUCCAUUCAGGAGACCAUCAGGUCUAAUGACAACAUGCAGUGUUUCAGUACAGAAAAGCCCGGAACCUAUUACCCUGGGACAGGCUUCGCUCUGUUCAACAUCACAUACGCAGAGUCCCAGUCUCUGAGUAUCCAGCUGACUCUGAGACCAGCCUCCACUGUUGGGGUUCUAUUGGCCCUGGUUUAUCAGGACAGCGUCCCUCUCUCCAUCUCUCUCUCCGACUACCACAGAGACAACCAGGAGUGGCGGGAGUAUGUCCUGGUCUCUGUGGGUGAUGUGAUCGUGGCCAGCGCCCCGACCUUCCUGUGUGAUGCAGAGGUUCAUGAGGUCAAUGUGACGGUCAGUGGGAACCUGACCAUACUAGAGGUGGACGGUCAGCCUGGACAGAGUCACACCACACCUGGACAGGAGACGGUUGACCUCAGCCUGCCUUCAACCACCUUUAUAGGAGGGCUCCCCGACGUGCCCCUGGUGUCUACCCUGGUGUCGUCGUUCUACCGCGGCUGCAUGGAGGUGACGAUCAACGGCCUGGCUCUGGACCUGGACGAGGCCUUCCACAAACACAACGACAUCCGCUCCCACUCCUGUCCUCUGCUGGGGGGGGCCUUGUGACCGCUGCAGUCCCCUUCAGCCCCGUCCUCACUGGAGCAGGGGGGAGUUGCCCCUAGACACUGAUCUUGGGUCAGUUUGACAUUUCCCCCACAGAUGGUUAAGGUUAGGAUUAGGGGGAGUGGAAGCUGAUCCUAGAUCUGUAGCAAGGGGAGACUUCACCCCGUCCACCAUAACCCACAGGGCCUUAAUCUAAGCAAGGAAUGAGUCCCAAAUAGCACUCUAUUCCCUAUAUGACCCCUAUGGGUUCUGGUCACAACUAGUGCACUAUUUAGGGAAUAGGGUGCCAUUUGGAAUGUACCCAGGAGCUGGCCGAGUGGCCAACCCUUCUCCAGACCUACCCUCUUCCCGACCAACCCUCCUCCUGACCAACCCUCCUCCCGACCUACCCUUCUCCCGACCUACCCUCCUCCCGACCAACCCUCCUCCCGACCAACCCUCCUCCCGACCAACCCUCCUCCCGACCAACCCUCCUCCCGACCUACCCUCCUCCCGACCAACCCUCCUCCCGACCAACCCUCCUCCCGACCCUCCUACCUAACCCUAACACUUCCCCAGACCAACCCUCAGUCAUUCUGCCCUCAGCGUGAUUGAAUGUAGGAGCAGCACUCUCACAUCUGAGGUUGCAGGUGCGUAGGAAAAUUCAGUGAUAUCUUGAAAACAAAAAUCCAAUAUUUCACACGGCUCUUGACAGUAUGUUUUAGUGUAAUGAGCUCAUGUAUCGGCCUCACGGCCUUCAUCAGAGCUCACGGUGAUCAAACUGGAUCCAUAAGUGGAAUAACUGGCAGUACUCCAGAAUAGGUUUGGUCAACUGACCCAGUCCAUUGUGGAACAAACCCUAUAAGGUGUGUGGGGGUGUAAUUCAGUAGCACAAGGCUUUGUUGUUGUAAAACUUGCACACCAUCGCAGGUGAAAAUGGACUGAGUUUAAUAAAAACAUCUGUUCGGUGCUUUUCCAACUUAAUGCAAACUUAGUCUACCUGUAAUUUAGCUCUGCACACUGCCUACAGAUUACAGCAUAGGGCUCUGCCUUCUGUUAAUAUGACCCCAUUAAAGACCCUUCCUUCCCCUCCCAAACCAUGCUUCUAGUCCUCCGCAAUUACAUCCGCCCACCGUCAGCCAAUGAAACACUCCAUUACUGUUCCCCUUUCACAUGCCCCGCCCUCCUUCCCUCAGUAUCACCAAUCAGCACACGCCAGGAACACACUUUAAGCCAAUCAGACAAGGCUAAUUAACAUGCAGUAACCAAUCAGACACACAGGGGAGGGCAUCAAGAGCACUGCUUCACCACACUGAGCUACUGAGAGAAUAGGAGUGGAAGUGUUGUAAUAUACUGUAUGUGUAAAUAAUGUGAUGCUUUUUAGAAAAAAAGACAAAAGGAAACAAAUAAAGACCUGAACGCAUUGAGAUAAUCACCCAAAACAGUUUCACUUCUCUACAGAAUGUCAGAACAAACAACAUCUUUCAUCAUUUCAUUAGGCCAGAAAGGGCUACAGUAUUUCCUCCUCUGGGAUCUAGAGUUUGUGAUGAGUUUCACAAUGGAGCGAUCGAUGCUUUUCUCUUCUGUGUUGUGUGUUUAUUAUACUAUAGGUUUGUUUGGCUGCUGAUUUGUUCUCCUGUCUUUUAGUCUUUACGUCCCUGAUCACAUCAAUUCAGUCUGAUUUGAAAACGUAAUAAAGAUGAUGACAUGGGAGUUUUAAAA
Messenger RNA from Oncorhynchus nerka (sockeye salmon), 4254 nucleotides. RefSeq names its product growth arrest-specific 6 (gene gas6). The transcript is spliced from 17 exons. Gene Ontology annotation, molecular function: calcium ion binding. Gene Ontology annotation, cellular component: extracellular region. The record is from RefSeq and is a predicted model, not a curated record. Lineage: Eukaryota; Metazoa; Chordata; Actinopteri; Salmoniformes; Salmonidae.